Molecule: messenger RNA, 6264 nt
Organism: Penicillium alfredii
Lineage: Eukaryota; Fungi; Ascomycota; Eurotiomycetes; Eurotiales; Aspergillaceae
Product: tetrafunctional fatty acid synthase subunit FAS1
Exons: 2
Coding region: 1-6264 (2087 amino acids)
Biological process (GO): long-chain fatty acid biosynthetic process
Cellular component (GO): fatty acid synthase complex
Molecular function (GO): fatty acid synthase activity; [acyl-carrier-protein] S-malonyltransferase activity; enoyl-[acyl-carrier-protein] reductase (NADH) activity
Source: RefSeq, a predicted model, not a curated record
AUGUACGGCACAUCGACCGGUCCCCAAACUGGGAUCAACACGCCUCGAUCCUCUCAGUCACUGCGUCCGCUCAUCCUCUCGCAUGGCUCCCUCGAGUUCUCUUUCCUAGUCCCCACUUCGCUUCAUUUUCAUGCCUCGCAGUUGAAAGAUAGUUUUACUGCGUCAUUACCGGAGCCCACAGAUGAAUUGGCCCAGGAUGACGAGCCGUCGUCAGUGGCCGAGCUGGUGGCCCGCUACAUCAACCAUGUGGUCCACGAGGUCGAGGAGGGCGAGGAUGACGCCCAGGGUAACUAUCUGGAGGUUCUGAAGCUGGUCCUGAACGAAUUUGAACGGGCGUUCAUGCGUGGGAACGACGUGCACGCUGUUGCGGCUGGCCUCCCCGGCAUCGUUGCUAAGAAGAACCUGGUCGUCGAGGCCUACUACGCUGGCCGAGACGCCGCAGGCCGGCCAACCAAGCCCUAUGACUCGGCUCUGUUUCGCGCCGCCGCCGAUGGAGCGGCAGGUAUCUACACCGUCUUCGGCGGCCAGGGCAACAUCGAGGAGUACUUCGACGAGCUGCGCGAUAUCUAUACCACCUACCCCUCCUUCGUUGAGGACCUCAUCACCUCCUCCGCCGAGCUGCUGCAAUCGCUGUCUCGGGAGCCCGAGGCCAGCAAGCUCUAUCCCAAGGGCCUGGAUAUUAUCCAAUGGCUGCAAGAUCGGGAUGCGCAGCCGGAUACUGACUACCUCGUGACUGCCCCCGUGAGUCUGCCAUUGAUCGGCCUGGUCCAACUGGCCCACUAUAUGGUGACCUGCAAGGUUCUGGGCCGCCAGCCGGGUGACAUCUUGGAACGGGUCCGCGGCACCACGGGUCACUCGCAGGGUGUGGUGACGGCCGCGGCGAUCGCGACCGCCACCAGCUGGGAGUCUUUUGCCAAGGCGGCCCGGGAUACCCUGACCAUGCUCUUCUGGAUUGGUCUGCGCAGCCAGCAGGCGUACCCGCGCACCUCUAUCGCCCCCUCCGUCCUGCAGGACUCGAUUGAGAACGGCGAAGGCACUCCCACUCCGAUGCUGUCGAUCCGCGAUCUCUCCCGAGCCGCAGUGCAGGAGCACAUCGAUGCAACCAAUCAGCAUUUGCCCCAGGAUCGGCACAUCUCCAUCUCUCUUGUGAACAGCGCACGGAACUUCGUGGUCACCGGUCCCCCGAUCUCGCUCUAUGGUCUUAACCUGCGCCUGCGCAAGGUCAAGGCGCCUACCGGUCUAGAUCAGAACCGUGUGCCCUUCACCCAGCGCAAGGUUCGCUUUGUCAACCGCUUCCUUCCCAUCACGGCCCCCUUCCACAGCCAGUAUCUGACGUCGGCAUAUGACCGGAUCCUGGAGGACUUGGAGGACAUCGAGAUGCCCGCCGAGUCUUUGGCCGUCUCCGUCUUUGACACUCAGAGCGGAGAGGAUCUGCGCAAGCUGGGUGAAAAGAGUGUGGUGCCAUCUCUGGUCCGGAUGAUCACUCAUGAUGCGGUCAACUGGGAGCAGGCCACGGUCUUUCCCAGCGCCACCCAUAUUGUCGAUUUUGGACCCGGCGGUAUCUCCGGUCUGGGCGUUCUCACCAACCGCAACAAAGACGGCACUGGGGUUCGAGUGAUUCUGGCCGGUGAAAUGGACGGUACCAACGCCGAAGUGGGCUACAAGCCAGAGCUUUUUGACCGUGACGAACACUCGGUCAAGUACGCCGCGGACUGGGUGAAAGAGCAUGGCCCGCGUCUAGUGCAGACUUCCACCGGUCAAACUUAUGUGGACACCAAGAUGAGUCGCUUGCUGGGCAUCCCCCCGGUCAUGGUGGCCGGGAUGACCCCUACCACUGUUCCGUGGGAUUUCGUGGCGGCCACCAUGAACGCCGGGUACCAUGUGGAGCUGGGCGGCGGCGGUUACUAUAAUGCGAAGACCAUGACGGAGGCUAUCACGAAUAUCGAGAAGGCAAUCCCGCCUGGCCGUGGCAUCACAGUCAAUCUUAUCUACGUCAACCCUCGUGCGAUGGCCUGGCAAAUUCCUCUCAUCGGCCGGUUACGCGCCGAUGGUGUGCCCAUUGAAGGUCUGACGAUUGGCGCCGGCGUGCCCUCCAUCGAAGUUGCCAACGAGUAUAUCGAGACCCUGGGCAUCAAACACAUUGCCUUCAAGCCUGGCUCCGUCGAUGCGAUUCAGCAGGUGAUUAACAUCGCCAAGGCUAACCCCAAGUUCCCCAUCAUCCUGCAAUGGACUGGCGGUCGUGGCGGUGGUCACCACUCCUUUGAGGACUUCCACCAGCCGGUGCUCCAGAUGUACAGCCGCAUCCGGAAGCACGACAAUAUCGUACUGGUUGCCGGCAGUGGUUUUGGUGGCUCGGAAGACACCUAUCCCUACCUGUCGGGUAUUUGGUCCGCCAAAUUUGGCUACCCGCCCAUGCCUUUUGAUGGUUGUUUGUUCGGCAGUCGCAUGAUGAUCGCUAAGGAAGCCCACACUUCUCGCAAUGCCAAGAAGGCGAUCGCUGAUGCCCCUGGUGUGGAUGAUGCUGAAUGGGAAAAAACGUACAAGGGUGCCACCGGUGGUGUGAUCACUGUUUUGUCCGAGAUGGGUGAGCCCAUCCAUAAACUGGCAACUCGAGGUGUCUUGUUCUGGCAGGAGAUGGAUCAGAAGAUCUUCAAGCUCGACAAGGCGAAGCGAGUUCCUGAGCUGAAGAAACAGCGCAACUACAUCAUCAAGAAGCUGAACGAUGACUUCCAGAAGGUGUGGUUUGGUCGCAACGCCGCGGGUGAGACUGUGGAUUUGGAAGAUAUGACCUACGCCGAGGUGGUCCACCGCAUGGUGGAACUCAUGUACGUUAAGCACGAGUCUCGGUGGAUCGAUGACUCGCUGAAGCGCCUGACGGGUGACUUCCUUCGCCGCGUCGAAGAGCGAUUCACCACCUCCAAUGGUCAAGCGUCCCUGCUCCAGAACUAUUCCGAGCUCGAUACGCCCUAUCCGGCCGCAGACAACAUCCUCGCCACGUAUCCCGAAGCUGCCACCCAGCUGAUCAAUGCGCAGGAUGUGCAGCACUUCCUGCUGCUCUGCCAAAGACGUGGACAGAAGCCCGUGCCCUUUGUUCCAGCGCUGGAUGAGAAUUUCGAGUACUUCUUCAAAAAAGACUCGCUGUGGCAGAGCGAAGACCUGGAAGCAGUUGUUGGUCAAGAUGUUGGCCGUACUUGUAUCUUGCAGGGCCCCAUGGCUGCCCGCUUCUCCAAUGUUAGUGAUGAGCCUGUCAAGGACAUCCUCGACGGUGUUCACCAGGGCCACAUCACUGGCCUGCUUCGCGAUAUCUAUGGCUCCGACAAAACCAAGAUCCCCGUGAUUGAAUAUUUCGGCGGUCAACUUGUUAGCACAGAGGACGAAGCGGAGCUAGACGGCCUCACCGUCUCGGCAGAGGCGAACAAGAUUAGCUUCCGGCUCUCUUCUUCCCCCUCUGCCGAUUUGCCCGACUUGGACCGCUGGCUCCGUCUUCUGGCUGGCAACAUCUACUCGUGGCGGCACGCUCUGUUCCUGGCUGAUGUUUUCGUUCAGGGCCACCGCUUCCAAACAAAUCCCAUGAAGCGGAUUGUGGCUCCCACUGGGGGCAUGUAUGUGGAAAUUGUGAACCCCAGUGAUCCUGCGAAAACUGUCAUCAGCGUGCGGGAGCCGUAUCAGUCUGGAAAGCUGGUGAAGACAGUUGAGGCCAAGGUGAACGAGAGCGGCCAGAUCAGCCUGACUCUGUUUGAAGGCCGCACUGCCGAAGGUGGCGUAGUCCCCUUGACUUUCUUGUUUACCUACCACCCCGAGACGGGCUACGCCCCGAUCCGUGAAGUCAUGGGUGAUCGCAAUGAUCGCAUCAAGGAGUUCUAUUACCGGAUCUGGUUCGGCAACAAGGAUGUGCCGUUUGACACACCCACCACUGCCACUUUCAGCGGUGGCCAGGAAACGAUUACUUCCCAGGCUGUCGCCGACUUCGUUCAUGCUGUUGGUAACACCGGCGAGGCCUUCGUUGACCGCCCUGGCAAGGAGGUCUUUGCGCCCAUGGAUUUCGCCAUCGUGGCUGGCUGGAAGGCGAUCACUAAGCCGAUUUUCCCCCGCACCAUUGACGGUGACUUGCUGAAGCUGGUACACUUGUCCAAUGGGUUCAAGAUGGUGCCGGGCGCGCAGCCGCUGAAGGUGGGUGAUGUUCUGGACACCACGGCUCAGAUCAACGCUGUCAUCAACCAAGAUUCCGGCAAAAUGGUCGAGGUGUGCGGUACCAUCAAGCGGGAUGGUAAGGCCAUCAUGCAUGUGACCAGCCAGUUCCUGUACCGGGGCGCCUACUCGGACUUCGAAAACACUUUCCAGCGCAAGGACGAGGUGCCCAUGCAAGUUCAUCUUGCCACCAGUCGGGACGUUGCCAUCCUUCGGUCCAAGGAGUGGUUCCGCGUGGAUGAGUCCGACAUCGAGCUUCUGGGUCAGACCCUCACGUUCCGCUUGGAGAGCCUGAUCCGUUUCAAAAACAAGAACGUCUUCAGCAACGUCCAGACCAUUGGCCAGGUUCUUCUGGAACUGCCUACGAAGGAAAUCAUCCAAGUCGCGUCUGUGGAAUACGAGGCAGGCGCUUCUCAUGGCAACCCGGUGAUCGACUAUCUCCAGCGCAACGGAACAUCUAUUGAGCAGCCCGUCUACUUUGAGAACCCGAUCCCGCUCAGUGGCAAGACUGCUCUGGAACUGCGUGCCCCGGCCUCCAAUGAGACCUAUGCUCGCGUCUCUGGCGAUUACAACCCCAUUCACGUGUCGCGAGUCUUCUCCAGCUACGCCAACCUCCCCGGCACCAUCACCCAUGGCAUGUACAGCAGCGCCGCGGUCCGCAGUUUUGUUGAGACCUGGGCGGCGGAGAACAACAUUGGUCGUGUUCGUGGCUUCCACGUCUCCCUGGUUGGAAUGGUGCUACCCAAUGACAUGAUCACCGUCAAGCUCCAACACGUUGGUAUGAUUGCCGGUCGUAAGAUCAUCAAGGUGGAGGUCAGCAAUAAAGAGACCGAGGACAAGGUUCUCCUAGGCGAGGCGGAAGUUGAGCAGCCUGUCACUUCCUACGUCUUCACCGGCCAAGGCUCUCAGGAACAAGGCAUGGGUAUGGAGCUCUAUGGCAGCAGCCUCGUAGCCAAGGAGGUAUGGGACCGGGCUGAUCGCCACUUCAUCGAGAACUACGGUCUGUCCAUCAUCGACAUUGUCAAGAACAACCCCAAGGAACUCACUGUCUACUUUGGCGGUCCCCGGGGUAAGGCCAUCCGCCAGAACUACAUGGCGAUGACCUUCGAGUCGGUGAACGCCGAUGGGUCUAUAAAAUCGGAGAAGAUCUUUAAGGGCAUUGAUGAAAGCACCGCCUCGUACACCUACCGGUCGCCGACAGGCCUGUUGUCUGCCACUCAAUUCACCCAGCCUGCGUUGACCUUGAUGGAGAAGGCCAGCUUCGAAGACAUGCGCUCCAAGGGUCUGGUGCAGCGCGACAGCAGCUUUGCCGGUCACUCACUCGGUGAAUACUCGGCCCUGGCGGCGUUGGCCGAUGUCAUGCCCAUUGAAAGCUUGGUGUCGGUGGUAUUCUACCGCGGUCUGACGAUGCAAGUCGCCGUGGAGCGUGACGAGCAGGGCCGCUCCAACUACUCCAUGUGUGCCGUCAACCCCAGCCGCAUUUCGAAGACAUUCAACGAGCAGGCGCUGCAAUAUGUUGUGGAGAACAUCUCAGAGCAGACUGGUUGGCUUCUGGAGAUUGUCAACUACAACGUCGCCAACAUGCAGUAUGUUGCGGCGGGUGAUCUCCGUGCCCUCGACUGCCUCACAAACCUGCUGAACUUCCUCAAGGCGCAGAACAUCGACAUUCCCGCUCUCAUGCAGAGCAUGUCUCUGGAGGAUGUCAAGGCUCAUCUGGUGAGCAUCAUCCAAGAAUGUGUUAAGCAGACCGAAGCCAAGCCUCGGCCCAUCUCGCUGGAGCGUGGAUUCGCCACCAUCCCGCUCAAGGGUAUCGACGUGCCCUUCCACAGCACCUUCUUGCGCUCCGGCGUGAAGCCCUUCCGGUCUUUCCUGCUCAAGAAAAUCAACAAGACCACGAUCGACCCCAGCAAGCUGGUCGGCAAGUACAUCCCCAACGUUACGGCGCGCCCCUUCGAGAUCAGCAAGGCGUACUUUGAGGAUGUCUACAAGCUCACCAACUCUCCUCGCAUCGCCUCCAUCCUGGCGAACUGGGACAAGUAUGAAGAUGGCACCGAGAGUGCUGCCCGAUCUGCCUAA